AUGAUAAUGAAUUGGAAAACUAGUCAUAAUAUCUUAUACAUUAUUCUUUUCAAGAUUUUCAUAUCGAAAUUGGAUUAUUUUUUUAUUAUAUAUACAAUAUUAUUAUCUUUAUCAUCAUUGGAUUACAGUCAAGAGGAAAUAUAUAAUGAAAAUGGAUUGUCUAUUCAACAACAUCAGAUUAAUAGUUAUUUAAAAGGUCCAGAAAAUCAAUCUGUUCUAUUUAAUACAAAUACUAUUAUGUCUUGUAGAGUUUAUUAUAAAAAUUAUAAUAUUUCUAAAUUGAGUAUAUUUUAUGAAGAUUAUUUAAGUGUACAAUGGAUUAUAGAUGGUUUUGGUGUAAAUAAUGAAAGUUUAAAAGCUGUACACGGUGAUAGAUAUUCUAUGCCAGGACCUAUUGAACAAGGUAACUUCGACUUACGAAUUAGGAAUGCACAACUUGAAGAUGAAGCAAGUUUUAUUUGUCAAGCAAACAUCAAAAUAUAUUCAAAUUCAGGAUUACCGCCACAAUUGGACACGAUUACUAGUAAACCUGCUUAUUUGACGGUUAUAUAUCCUCCCUCUGAACUCACUUUACUGCAUUUACCAGAGGGUCAAACGUUAGCCACUAUAAAUCCCUUGAGUAUACCUUCUAACAAGCAUUCACCUACCUAUACCAAUGGUUUAAAAGAAAAUCACUAUUCAACAGAAGAUUUAGGUCAAAUAUUUGAUCGAGAUCUCAGUCGUAUAGUUGCUGAUGAUCCUGAAAGUGAAUCAUCCUUUGGAAAUAGUAAACAAUUCAUUGAUCCCCUUAGUCAAAUAACUGAUGAACAACAAAUUUCACAGAUGUUGACCCUAAAACCAAUAGCAAUUAAUCAAAUCGCACCUAGUCAGCCAACUUUUAUACACAAUUCAAUUCCUAAGUUAUGGAUUCCUGAAAAUAAACAUUUAGUUGUAGCCUGUCGUAGUUCUCCAUCAAAGCCUGCAACUUCAAUUCAAUGGCAUUUAGCUGGUACAUUACUGAUCAAACAUCCUGAUUUAAGCAAAUAUUUUGAACAACAUUCAGAAAGCGACCAAAGCAACAAAUCAUAUUUUCUCUUUAAUGACCAUAAUCAUUUAUUUCGUUACUCAAUUGAAGAGAAAGUAGUCAAUGUAUCAGACAAGUCACUACGCAAAGAUGAUAGAACGCAUGGAUCCGAAAUUUUUGUUAGUACAUCUGAAAGAAAUUCAGCUGAUGAUGUACAAAUGCAAGUUACACAGAGUCAACUUACAUUAUUCAUUGAAAGAAAAUAUCAACAUUGGCAAUUGGAAUGUGGUGUUAGCAAUCCAGAAGACUUUAAACCAGCAAAACUGCCGACUAUAACUGCAUCAAUUGAACCAAUGUAUAUUGAAAAUGUUAAAAUACGCAUUGUCAACUACACGGACCAAGUACAUUUUAGAGAAGAUCAAUCUGUCAACUUUGAAUGUAUAACUAAUACAAAUCCAAAAUCACCACUUUAUAGUUGGACAAUUGGAAAUUCAGUUCCUUCAGUGGAGUAUGAAACGUUAAGUUUCAUUCUGGAUAGUCAAUCAAACACAAAACGAACUAUUGAUAAUGAACACGAACAUAGUUUAAUUGGUAUACAAAGUGAUGCCAACACUUUAGAAUUAACAGUUAACAGAGCAAUGCAUCAAAAACGUAUCCGAUGUUGGGUUGGCGUUGAAUCACCGGAUUUAAUGUAUCAAAUAACAAAUGGUUCUUUACAAGGUUUUCUAUCGAAUAAAGAUUCAUCUUGUGUAUCUGAUUGUCGAAAGUUGAGAAAUUCACUGAGGAAAAGAUUAAAAAAUAUGAUAUGGGCUAAAGGUGACUAUCGUUUGGAUAUAAUGUAUGGUCCAGCUUUUUUGAAUCCAAUGAAUGAUUUAUACUCCGGUGAAUUAGGACAAAUUGUAAAUCUAGAAUGUUCAGCAGACUCAAAUCCUGAACCAAAUGUAUUCUGGUACUAUAUUGGACCUGAAGGACAAACUCUUCUUGAAGAUUUGACAAGACAGGAACUUAAUCAAUAUCAACAUGAUCAUUUUUUACAAAAACGUUCAUUGAUAAACAAACAACAAUCUAAGCAUAUUAUGUGGAAUAGUGAAACUGAACUUGUGGAAUUUAAUACAAGUGUUUUGAAAUCUGCCAUUUUUUUCUCAUGGAAGAAAGAAGUAAUGGAGGGUACUAUUCAAAAUAUAGUAGAUCUAAUGAACCGUUUCUUAUCAGAAAUAUACAAGAAAUUAUUAACUUCUAAAGCUAAACAUGUUUCACAUCAACUACACUUAUUAAGUCAUGCAAAUUUUGGUUUUUAUGCAUGUAUUGCUCAAAGUCCUGGUUAUCCAGCUAUAUAUCGUGCAAUCUACGUCGGACAGGCAGAAUCACCAAAAGUUGUAAAGGUUGAUCAAUGGAUUGGAUAUGAAGAUAAUUCAGCAAAAUUAUUCUGUUUAGUAUAUAGUAUCCCUAGACCAACGGUUCAUCAAAUAAUUUGGUCAAAAAACGGAAUUGUUAUUAAACCAGAUAAAAGGCUUCGUAUUUACCAAGAGAAAACUCAUCGAGGCGCUACAAGUGUACUGGCUUUUCGAAUAUUACGCUCAAAUGAUUUUUCUUCAUAUAACUGUACAGUGUUUAAUGAUUAUGGAUCCGACUGGAAAUUGAUUACACUGUCGCACGAUAGCAAUUGGCCACUGACAUUCGCCUUUGGAAGUGGACUUGCUACACUACUGGCUGCGGUAUUUGUUACAGUGAUUUGCUGUUUCACAAGAUAUGCUCGAAUGAGACGCACCAACUCAAAGAACCAUUUAAAACUGCACAAAGAAGAUACUAACCAGAGGAAUAAAGAAAAUGAACAGAUAAACAGUAAUAUAGAAAUGAAAUCAAUGUUGAACUUUAAAUCUUUACCAUUUGAUUUUAUCAACUCAAGCUAUAGGGAAGAUGCCAUUCAAAGCAGUCAGGAGUAUUGUCCUGUUGAAAGUCAAUACAAAUCUGAUAGUGGAAUUUCUAAUAAUGAAGGUGGAGUUGUAAAACUAACAAAUCAUAAUUUCAACUCUACUAACAUUCAGAUUUCUGAAGGUAAUGAAAGUACAGAUUUUGUAAAAGAAAAUUAUAUCAAUUGUAUUACAUCUUCAUGCCCAGAAGAGACUAUUCUUCUACCUAGAUUUUAUUCAUUAACUGAAAAACCAAUAUCAUCUUCUAUGAACAGUUCAACUGAUAAUCAUUAUCAUAAUCCAUACUGUGAAAUUCAAUCAACAGAUCAUCAACUGAACUCAACUAUAAACAAUAUAUCUUAUUUGAAUACAUCCAAUUAUUCUGUGAAUAUUAUUCCUAGUAUAAAACAUUCAGAUAUGACAUCUAUAGUACAUACUAAUUCAUGGACUUUAGAUACAAGAGAUUCAUUGAUUUCUUCGCCUCCAACACUUCCAUCUUUAUCAUUACCCUAUAAUAAUGAAUCAUCUUUACAUCCUAUUUUUCUAAUGACAUCCAACUUAAACUAUUCGCCAACAAUGAAUCAACAUUCUAUUAAUUCUAGUAGUACAACUGUAUUAAUUCCACCAGUAAUUUUUGAUACAUCAAAUAGUCAAAAUAUCUUAUAUAAUCCUUGUAGUCCAUCUACGAAUACCUCAUUUUUACUUAAUACUAAUAAUAAUAUUAUCCCAGAUAUCUCUAUUAUACCAUUCAAUGAGAAUCAUUUUCAACAAGAGAACCAUCAACAACAGGAAGAAUAA
Messenger RNA from Heterobilharzia americana, 3711 nucleotides. NCBI's taxonomy places the organism in Eukaryota, Metazoa, Platyhelminthes, Trematoda, Strigeidida, Schistosomatidae. The record is from the annotation of a GenBank genome assembly.